Molecule: messenger RNA, 2131 nt
Organism: Lampris incognitus (smalleye Pacific opah)
Lineage: Eukaryota; Metazoa; Chordata; Actinopteri; Lampriformes; Lampridae
Gene: cspg5b
Product: chondroitin sulfate proteoglycan 5b
Biological process (GO): nervous system development
Source: RefSeq, a predicted model, not a curated record
GGAGAGUUGAGGAAUGGCGCGCGGUGACAGUAGGUGGGGAUCCUGGCAGGUGCUACUGACCAUCUCAAUGAUCGUUAUGCCUCUCUCUGCUCACGGGAGGCACGCAUUGGCCACGGCCCACCGGCGACAUCAUCAUCGCAACCAGUCAUCGAUUAACAAGGAGGACUUCGGCACCAGGAUGCUGAUCAGCGACGACUCAGCGGAGAGAGACCACCUUAUCGGAGCCGGGCCGGGGCUCGGCGCAGGACUUCCGGUCAGCGGCGCCAGUCGUCAUCGCUCUCAUAAACACGUCCAGCUGGACUUCUCGGAGGACGACGGACCAAUGGGCGAAGAGCUUACUGCGGGAGGGGCGGGCUCAGACCAGACCAGCAACGCCAUGUCCGAUGACGUCAUCACCGUAGAGUUCCACAGCCCCGCCCCCGACACCAUGCCGAUGUCCGAUGUCUCCCUGGGCUGGCCCAAAGCCCUGCAGCCCCAGCAGCAGAAGGGGGCGGACCCCACUGCAUGGACGCUCUCCGACUUCUAUGACUACCUCUCACCUGACGAUGACCUCUCCGCCUUGGAUACGACCCCCGAUCCGGACCCUUCUCCGUCGCCCCCGGCCGACAUGGAAGAUGAGAACCCGCUCAUGGUUGGUUCUCCUGCGGUCCCUGACAACGAGACGCCCGACGGAGACGGUGGACCCUUGCCCACUUCGCCUAUGCCAGGCCUCGACAGGGGUCAGGGGUUAGGUUUGGGGGGCGCCGUGGGGCUUGAUGGCUGCAGGUUGGGCUUUGUGCGUUCUGGGCCAGGGGUGUGUGUUUCCCAGUGUGAUCUGGAUCCAAAUUUCUGCUUCAACGGAGGGGUGUGUACCGUGGUGGCAGGAAUGGGAGCUUUCUGCAGGUGCAAUGUGCAGGACUAUAUCUGGAACAAGGGCACACGUUGUGAUUGGGCUGUCACAGAGUUCCAGGUGAUGUGUGUCGUAGUGGCCGUGGCCUCCCUGGUGCUCCUCCUCCUCAUGAUCAUCGUCUUCUUCGCCAAGAGGCUGCACCGCCUUAAGAACGAGAACAAACGCCUCCGCAAACGCAGUAAGUACCGCCCUCAGAGCGGCGAGCCGCAGACGGACGGCCUGUCGGUGUCCACGACGGCGGACGGCUCGCAGCCAAACGUAAGGAAACUGUGUGACACCCCCCCACCCCCUUCCCAAGCUCACGCCCACAACCUGGCGUACUAUGACAACAUUAUCUGUCAGCCAACAGUGAGCGGCUAUACCUGGGAAUAUAAGCCCAGAAACCCUUAUAACCACUACCAGGAUGAGCCCCAGAAGCACAACGACUCUGUGAAGUCUCCACCCCCGAAGGAAGAGGAUUCAAUGAACAUCCGCAACUCGUAUUCGCCAAAACAUGAGAACAACCGACCAGUCUCUGCUGACCAAGAUGACGGAGACACCCCUGACAACUCAGAGGAAAACACCGAGGAUGGGGUCACCAUUGGUCUGGAGCUGCUCCUGCCCAAAGAGGCCAAGCUCCACCCAGAGACUAGCCCACCCCUUCAGUACAACGUCUUCCUCUACAAGCUCACCAACAAUGGAGACCCCGCCCCUCCCGCCCAAACCCCUCCCACUCAUACCUCCAACGCCUACUCCUCUUCUCACCCCAUACCCAAGUCACCCAAGUCAUCCAAUUUGCCCAGGUCACCCAAGUCAUCCAAGUCACCCAAGUCAUCCAAGCUGCCCAAGUCACCUAAGUCACCCAAGUCAUCCAACCGUGUCCAGGAACACCUGCCACAUAACUGCCAACCUUUGUCAAAUAGACUCUCCACACCCAGCCAACAACCCUCUCCGAGUCGUCACCAUUCCCCUAGUCGUCACACAGCACCAGGGGGCUAUUCCUCCCCCAACUGUUAUUCCUCCUCCCACCAAUUCUCCCCCCAGUAUCAGCAGCCCUCCUCCUCCUCCACUCAAUGUCAGCUGCGUAGGCCCCGAGGCCGGUCUCAGGCUCCUGACUCAGAGCGAUGGGGGACAGGCAGGGAAUCCCAUGAGGUCUACCUACGACCCUCUCCCUCCUCCCCUCUCCUCACCCAGCCACCUCCCUCGCCCUCUGACAUGAAGUAUAGCCCCAUCAGUACCCGAUCCCUGCCUCCGCUGCCCUAA